Messenger RNA from Ostrinia furnacalis (Asian corn borer), 2435 nucleotides. Its product is annotated as cytochrome b5-related protein. The record is from RefSeq and is a predicted model, not a curated record. NCBI's taxonomy places the organism in Eukaryota, Metazoa, Arthropoda, Insecta, Lepidoptera, Crambidae. Bases 152 to 1552 code for a protein of 466 amino acids. The transcript is spliced from 6 exons. Gene Ontology annotation, molecular function: heme binding. Gene Ontology annotation, biological process: lipid metabolic process.
GAGCCGGCGAUCGGCGCGAGCGCAGUCACUUUUACAAGCGGCGCGAACCAGUCGUGCGUCGAAUACAGUUCAAAUUCCAAAUAAAAUGUGCGUGUGAAAAAACCGGAAUACUUUCUACGCUGCUUUUUACCGGAAUAACUACAUAAUAACAAUGACGUCAGAGGUUGACAAAAGACAGACAAGUUUCCCGAACCUAAAAUACCCGAUCCACCGCGACGAGGACCCAAAGACUCCUCAGCAAUGGAUGAAAGGAAAGAGGAUGCAAGAUGGAGCCGAAGGUCUGUGGAGGAUCCACGAUUCGUUGUAUGACUUCAGCGAGUUCGUGACGAAACACCCUGGCGGACCACUAUGGAUUUCUUCAACGAAGGGUACUGACAUAACUGAGCAAUUCGAGACGCACCAUCUCAAAGGCACCGCCGAGUUACUCUUACCGAAAUAUUUCACAAGAAAAGCUACAACGCCAAGAAAUUCUCCAUUCACGUUCGACGAGCAUGGUUUUUACAAAACAUUGAAGAGCAAAGUCAUGGAGAAAUUAAAAGAUAUACCAAAAGACGAGCGAGUAAAGAGCGACCAAGUGACUGAUAUGCUGCUCGCUUCAUUCGUAUUGCUCAGUCCCCUGUGCUGUUGGGCUUGGACUUACAAUUGGAUCCUGGGGGCAUCAUUGACAUUGCUAAACGGAUUCGUGCUGAGUGCUGUGAUAUCUUGCAGCCACAACUACUUGCACAGAGCUGACAGCUGGCGAAUGUACUUGGUGAACUUGGCAGGGAUAUCGAAUGAGGAUUGGCGCAUAUUCCACUCGAUGUCCCACCACAUGCACACAAACACUAUCCAGGAUAUGGAGCUGAGUAUGUUCGAGCCGAUCCUGCAGUUCCUGCCUUAUAGACACAAGCCGAUCUGGGCUCAAAUGGCUGCCUUUUACUGGCCUAUAAUCUUCAUGUUCGUCUUCGUGGGACUUUUCGUCAAAGAGGUUGGCACAUCGAUAACUAACUUCGAAGGGAAAAGGUUGUCCUGGACAAACGUAAUACCAUUCACGGUGCCAGCCUGGAUGUGGAUAGCUGGCGGGCUGCCUUUGCCCUGGGCUGUGCUAGUGUGGGUCGCCUCGUUCAUGACUGGGAGUUUCUUCUUCACGCUGUUUGGUCUGACAGCUGGUCAUCAUGCCCAUAUCAAUUUCUUUGAUGGAGAUAUACCAAGGCAAGAAUACUUGGAUUGGGGUUUGCACCAACUCGACACUGUUGUGGAGAGAAUCGAUUACGCAGGCAAUCAUUUUAAAUCGAUCACUCGGUUUGGCGACCACGCGCUACACCACUUGUUCCCGACUCUGGACCACGCAGAACUGAAAUACUUCUAUCCGAUUCUUUUGGAACAUUGCGAGAAGUUCGACAUGCCUUUACGAACAACAACAUUCUACGGAGCCCUGCUAAGCCACGCUAAACAACUUAUAAGAAAACGACCGAACAAUUUUGCUGUUAAGAACGGCAAAGAAUUUGACACUCCAAACGGUAAUCUUUUUACUAAAAAUCAAUUGAGUAAUUUCUUAAUGGCCAAUCAAUAAUCAUACUUCUGUAAAAGACUAUCGUGGCACUAAAAACCUAACAUAAUUCUCAAUUUACUGUAAAAUAUCAAUGUAGAGUCAAGAGUUUGCGAAAAAACAAAGUCAUAGGUUCCCAGUGCUCUGCAAAAUUCUUGGGAGAAUUGAAAGACAUAUUUUUAUAAAUAAUUGUUUGGUAGUGUCUAACCAACUGUUUCGCAAAUCUUGCCAAAAUUUAUUUUAUAAAAGAUAAAGAUUUAAUUUAAAAACAAAAUUAGUUUUUUUGUAUAUGGCGCGUGCCUGAAUUACAAAUGCAGUGCCUCAGUUGAUUUAAAAUUACAAUUUUAUGAUUAAGAGCUGACAACAAAAGUAAUGUAAACAUUAUAUGACACAAAUCAGAAUCAGAAUGAAUAUUAAAUGUAACCCAAAUAACCUUUCUUUGUGUUUCAUAAAAUUACCGAACAAAAGAAGAUCUUAAUUUAUGAAAUAAGAGUUGAUGUUUUUACAACUACAGGGGUAGUUAAAAAUAUACAAAUAAGAUGAUGAUGGUUUUUGAUAAUGGUAUUAUAAUUUUAAUUAUCGAUAUAAUUCAAGAGACUUUUGAAGCUUCCUGUGAUUGCCAAGUACGAAUGCAAUACCUAAAUGACUGACUGAAAUGACAAUCCUUCAUGGAUUUAAGUUUUAUGUCUUUAGUAAUAAAGUUUAAAAUCGAUAGAGGAUUUCGUCAGUUGCUGCCUAUAUUGAUGUGUUGACGACUGUAUAAUAAAUGUGAUAUUUUUAGAUUAAAUAUUAAAGGGUCAUAUUAAGAUUGUAAUUUAUGUAAGUACCUAUUUCAUAGUUAGUAAUGGAUUUUAAUUAAUAUAUUGAUAUUAUUAACAUUUCCAUACCAUGUUUGAGCUUACGAGAA